AUUGCACUUUUCUGAAUGGGGCAGGUUGAAUGUUUUUGAAUUUUGAUUUUUUGUGAUGAGUUCAUUUCAUCGAGUGAAUCUAAACUAAAGUCAGGUUCGGUGAUUUUUCUGGCAUUUUUUAAAGUUUCCUUCCACACAGCUUAAUAAUUGAAAAUACUUUCGCUUUUUUCCUACCAACUGUAGGUGAAAUCUAAUUAACGCACAGAAUACGCAUUUUACCUUUGAUAUCAAAAUAUUCAUGUCAAGCUGAUAGGAACAUCUACAUAUGUAUUUAAAAUUCGUAUCAUUAUUGCCAUGAAAUGAACCGUCAAUGAGCACGUAUUAAUAAUAACAAAAGGUACCUAUUACCUAAUUAUUCACUGAUAAAGCACCUAGAUGAUUUUUUCAUUGGCAGAGAUUUUAUCAAAUCUGUCGAUAGAAAGUAGGUCCAUAGGUAUUUUUAUUUUAUUUUAAACUUUAUUCGAAAAAAAAUCCAUUCAAUGCUUUGAUCGUCAAGAGGAACCUACUACCUACUUAGCCAAAAGCUAAAUCUUGUUAAAUCACAGUUCUGUUGCUUGAAAACACACAUUUAAUUUAUUCGUUUACUUAUAAAGAAUCUGUAAAAUGAAAAUUGUUGGAGUGGGUCUAAUUGGAGUUUUGAUAACUUCAUUACACAUAUGUUACAUCGCGGAUGCUGCGGUUACAGAUACACCUACAGUUAGUGCAAAUCUAGGAUCAGAAUUAAUUCCGGAUGAUAUUAAGGAAGGUGACGAUAUCUACAUCACUUGUUACGUUAAACCGAGCUCAACUAAAGUUAAUAAAAUGGAUUGGUUUCACAACGAUACGCAGAUAUCUACUGACUUCAAAGCUGGUAUCGUAGCUUCGUAUGGAAAUCUAGCGCUACAAAAAGUUAGUAAAUUAUCAGCUGGAAAAUAUUCCUGUCAAAUUACUACCUCGAAUGGAACUCUGAACAGUAAUCCUGUGCUUGUAAAUGUUAACGAUAAUCCACACUUCCAAAAUAAUGCUGCUAUUUCUAUACAUACGAGUACCAGUACAGAAAAUGCACCUGCAACCAAACUCGAAAACACUUCAGACACUCGUUUUGAACUUCCCGGUUUCAACAAAGAUUUCCUAAAUACUCUUGUAGCUGGCCAAAAAGAGACCAGGAACUUUAAGACCGUCGAAUACGUUUUUAAUUACACUCGAAGCGCCGGUGGAGAUGUCACGUUCUUGUGGCGGAAAGGAAAAGAUUCGGUUGAAAUGCAGUUCAUACCCCGUGAGGCCUUUUACACUGAUAGGUACGCUGACGUAUCAAACGCCUAAAAAACGCCAUAAAAACCAUGGUAAAAUUGUGGUAUAAUAGUCGUAUACACGGCAAUUUUACGUUCGCUCAAAAUACUGCGAUAUUGCGAGUAGUAUUUUUGACGUAAAUUUGCACUUUUUACUACUUUGCGAGUACGUCAACUUUACGCCAAAGUUGCGAGGAGUAAUUUUGAUGUAAAUGUGUCGUACCUACAUCAUCAUUUUUACUCUUGAAAAAUGCUUUCAUUAGGAUGUAGUAUUUUCAACGUAAACUUAUGGUACAUACGGCAUGGUUUUGUAAGACGUAUUAACGUCGAAUUUGGAGACGUAAUUUUGACAAGAAAUUGCUGUAAAUACUACAUCAUCAAUUAGCCUAAAAUACAUCGAAUUCGCGCGUAGUAUUUUUGUGAUAUUUUUAUGGUUGAUACGUCAUGAACUGAACUCUGAAAAAACGUCUGAUUUUGCAUGAGGUAUUUUUGACGUAAAUUUGGAAUUUUUACUACAUCGUAAGUACGUCAAUUACACGUCAAAGUUGUGAGGAGUAAUAUUAGCGUUUUUCAAGAGUGAAAAUUAUGAUUUAGUUACCACACAUUUACGUCAAAAUUACUCGUCGCAACUUUGGCGUAUAAUUGACGUACUCGCAAUGCAGUAAAAAUUGCAAAUUUACCACAAAAAUACUAUUAUGUGCAAAUUCGACGUAUUUUAGGCUGAUUAACGAUGUCACAUUUACUGCAAUUUUUUGUCAGAAUCACCCUGACAAAUUUGACGUUACUACAUCUCAAAAACCAUGGCGUACAUACCACAAUUUUACGUUGAAAAAACUAUAUCUUAAUGAAAGCGUUUUUCAAGAGUAAAAGUUAUGAUUUAGUUACCACACAUUUACGUCAAAAUUACUCGUCGCAACUUUGGCGUAUAAUUGACGUACUCGCAAUGCAGUAAAAAUUGCAACUUUACCACAAAAAUACUAUGAGUAAAUUCGACGUAUUUUAGUGAGAUUAACAAUGUCACAUUUACUGCAAU
Messenger RNA from Planococcus citri (citrus mealybug), 2301 nucleotides. RefSeq lists its product as uncharacterized. NCBI's taxonomy places the organism in Eukaryota, Metazoa, Arthropoda, Insecta, Hemiptera, Pseudococcidae. The coding region runs from base 604 to 1302 and encodes 232 amino acids. The record is from RefSeq and is a predicted model, not a curated record. The transcript has 6 exons.